UAUUCCUCGGUUAUGUGCACGCUGUUCUUCAACAAAAAUUUCUUAUUUUCAUUCUGAUCUCCGAAGUGUAACAUUCAGGAAUAAACAAAGAUUCCUUGUUUGGAUUUUUGGUGACUAUCUUAACCAUUGAGGAUAAAAGACAUCUGUGGUUUCACUUCAAUAAAAUUCAUAUCAAUAGUAAUUAAGAAUCUGUAUUCAUUUUCACUGUGUUAACUAUGUUCCAAAUUGAAUGAUGUCUUUGCUCUGCUGUUGAAUGGGAAGAGAUUUUCAAUUUAAGGAUCAAAUUGAUGGAUCCAACAAAAAGCAAAGCUAAUUAUUCCCGGGUUUGUCAACUGUUGGUAGAUAAAGGAGGAGAUGCUUUGAGACUUGCUCUGCAUUCGGUGCAUCCACAUUCCUCCUUGGCCUCCGCAUUGAAUGCCAACAAGAAGAGCCUGCAGGGAAUACGAUACAAUAUAAUUAAAGCCCCGCAAUGGGAUCUACUCUUCCCAAUAUCUGGUGCACCAGAUUCAAACAACUUCGAUAUCACCUUACUGACUGUCCUACUUCGAAAUAUUUGUGGAUUGUCUCCACCAGCCACUGGGUGGAAUGUUAUGCCUCCAGUUAGCGAUACAUCUAUAUCAGCAAACAUUUUGAGAGUCAAAAUGUUCAGGAAUGAAGUGUAUGGUCAUAUUCCAACUGCAAGUUUGGACGACACAACGUUUGAAAAAUUGUGGCAAGAAAUUUCGGCACCGUUGGUCAACUUGGGAAUUCCUCAAAAGGAUAUUGAUGAAUUGAAAGUGACUCCUCUUAGCUCUGAAGAAGAAAGUUAUAUUGAAAUCUUGAAAGAAUGGAAACAACAAGACGAUGACUUGAAAUCAGAAUUAAGUGAUGUUAGGAGUGAAGUAGUCAAGCUAAAAAAAACAGUAGAUGAGAAUGUUCAUCACUCAACUGUCGAGAAACUCGCUAAAUUCGACUUUACUGGAAAGAUUGACGACCUUUGUAAAAAAUUCCAUGAAAAAACUAGAAAAUGGUUGUUUGAUAAACUCUCAAGUUGGUUUGUGAGUAAAGAAACCAGGGUUAUGAUCCUAACUGCAGGUCCAGGCGCUGGAAAAAGUGUUUUGUCUGGAAAGAUCUCUGAGCUGUAUAGAGAACGUGGCCAACUCGCUGCUCACCAUUUCUGCGACUUUCGAAAUUCUGAUUACAGCAAUCCUCACAGAAUCCUCCAGUCCCUUGCGAGCCAAAUGUGUGAUAAUGUUGAUGGAUUCCAUGAUAAACUGACCGAAAUCCUUCGUCGUGAACAUUCUUGGGACACACUGUCAGACGCAUUUCGUGUUCUUUUAAACGAUCCACUACAUGGUCUUUGCAGACACGAUCCAAUGUUGAUCAUUGUUGAUGCCUUUGACGAGAGCAGAACUGAAAUGAAGAGCGAAUUCUUGGAGUUGAUAUCUGAGAAUUUUUCUGAACUGCCUGAGUGGAUUAAGAUCUUCAUUUCGAGCAGGCCGGAGCUACAAGUACGGAAGGUUCUUCAACAUUUACAGCCGUUAGAAAUCCAUCCUGAUGAUGAAGAUCACAAUCAAGAUAUUGAGCUUUUUAUUCGUGGUGACUUACCUAAUCUUGAUGAUGAUGGCGUAAGGUCAGUUAUUUCGAAGUGUGAGGGAUCGUUUUUGUACGCUUAUCACUUAGUUCAUGAAUUAAGAGAAAAGGGCUUGGGAAUUGAACCCGACUUAAGUGAUUGCAUCCCCAAUGGUAUUGCCGGAUAUUACGAAAAACAGUUCAAACGUUUGAAAAGCCGCCUCCACCGUUUAAAGCAAGAUACCUUUUCAUCUAUCUUAAAUAGUUUUAGCAAUGUUAUUGCCGCCGCAUUCGUGCCUCUCCCACUGAAAAUUCUUUUUACAUGCAUGGAUCUGCCCUGGGAAGAAUUUGAAAUACGCACGGCGAUUAUUGACAUUAUGUCAGAAAUUCUUCCAGUUUAUGAUGGUUGCCUGACUCUUUAUCAUAAGUCAUUAUGGGAUUGGAUGACGUUGAAUGGGUAUGAGGAACAUGCGUUUGUUGCAGAUGUUAAAGACGGAGAUAGACGUCUUUGGCGUGCUUGUGAGAAGGAAUUCUGUGAGAUAGAAUCUUUAAAGUCCGUUUUAGAAUUUCAAAUUUCACCCGAGAAUGAGUACGCUUUGAAAAAUGGUGUGAAAUAUUUGAUGAAAACAGGUAAGGUGGAGGAAUUUCACUGGUUGGUGCAUGUUGGCGUAAACUAUUUAAGACUAAAAUUUUGCGAUCGCGAUCGCAACACCGAUAUUGAUUUGAACCAAAUCCUUGACACUUAUAAUAGUAAUCUUUCCAAAGAUAUUUAUUACGGCAUAAUUCAACUGCAUUGCCUCUUAGAAAAGUUAAGAAGAGUGUAUUUAAUGGCAGAAAGCCCUCCAGCAAAUUGUGACGAUUAUUUGAAAGAUCUUGCAAACAGAUAUUUUGAUUUUUCACAAAAUAAUUUCUGUCGUAAAAAUGUUGCUAGAAAUAUCUUGGAUACAGUAAAUGAGAUUUGGAUGGAGCGUGUGACAAACGAAGAGAAUCAUAAUUUAAAUCAUUUCCCCCGUGCCUUGUUAGAUAAUUCUAUUAUUAUUACCAGUUCUCUGUCACCGGACAAUACGAUGUUUGCCCUCUUUCAUAAUCAAACAUGGACAGUGCAAGUGCUUAAAAUACCAAGCCUCGCAACUCUUUUCAAGAUAGAAGUAGAUGCGAUACACGUUGAUAUUGACCACUUUUUUGUCUUUUCUCCUGAUUCCUCCUAUAUUUUAUGCAAUUCAAUUCGGUCAUGCAUCCUUGUUAAAGAACAAAAGAAGUACCCUUCAUUGCACACGGCCCCGACGAGAUUUAUAGUUGUUCUUUUUCUUCCUGUGGAAUGAAACUUGCUACAUUAGGGCCGGAAUUCAUCCAAGUGUGGGAUGUAAUGCGGAAAACCAUAUUAGCAGAAGUUUAC
Molecule: messenger RNA, 2947 nt
Organism: Dendronephthya gigantea
Lineage: Eukaryota; Metazoa; Cnidaria; Anthozoa; Malacalcyonacea; Nephtheidae
Exons: 4
Coding region: 288-2873 (861 amino acids)
Source: RefSeq, a predicted model, not a curated record